UUUUCGUUGCAUCGAUGUGCCAGAAUGGUCAUCUUUCGUCACGUCAUCGGGAUUGCGUCAUUACGAAUCAAUUUUUUCGUCGCCCCGUCGAGAUCGGACCGACGUCGAACGAUCGAUUUAUCAGGGAGCCCCCCGUGAGAGCUGCGGAACGAUGACUAAAAGAAUCAGUGUUUUGAUAGUGUUACUCUUGUCCGUAAUCCCCUGGCCAGGACCCAGCGUCUUUAAAAUAUCAUGCCCCCGCGAUCGAGCGUCCGUGGUGAGGAGGAUAGUCCAAAAGAGAUGGAUGCCCAUUCUGAAGAAGUAUCAGGUAGAGCUGCCGUUGGAGUGCCCGUUUCACGAGAGUCGAGACAUAUUUCGGCCGCAACAGAGAGCGAAACACCAGCACAGACCGUCACAAUGGACUUGCGGACUUUGCGGCAAGUCCUUCUAUGCGGAGAAACACCUGGAUGCCCACUUCGAUAACAGACACAAGAGUAACGUUAAUACGGCGGAGGACGCGGUGUGCCUCGCGGACUACUGCGACAUCAUGAGAUGCGACGUCCUGGGGAAUCGUGACUUCGAGAGCUCGCUGGUGGACGACGAGACGGGCCAUCACAGCACGGACAUCCAGGUGUGGAAAGAAAAUACGGAGCAACGUUCCACCUCGGUGAUGCCGUGCAACCUGCGCGGCCUGUCGAGGUCAUACCCGGUGGAGAAAUCGUGCACAAUGUCUGGCGGCGGGGCCGUUAGAAACAUACAGCGUUACUGUCACCGUGAGGAUAGCGGAGCCCUCGAGAAUCAUCGGUUGCCAGGCACGGCGUAUUACGUGGAGAUUGCCGGGCCGGACAACAAGAGCAACGCCUGCGACAACGAGGAGGAGGAGGAUGAAGAGGAGGACGAGGACGACGAGGAGAACCUGGUCGAGUCGGCUCUGCCAGCCGUGGACAAGAAGCAAAGGCGCAAGGGACUGCAUCUGAGGAAGCUGAAGUCCAACUGCAAGCCAGAGGAGCUACAGAAGCUGAAGUUGCAAUGCGAAAUACUCGUACGCGAUUGCAUCGCUGGACUUUUGACGAAUCUCUCGGUACGAGAUUUCCAAGAAAUCGAAGGGGAACUGAACCGCGCGAUAUGCUGGUACCUCAGCUGCGACAGGUACUGGGAGGACACGAAGAGGCAACAGAGGCACACACCUUGGUACCUGCUCACUAUUUUUUUCGCUGUUCUGUCCAUGUCGAUUUAUGCAUGCUACUACGUCAUCUGGGUCCUGUUCAAUUCAGCGGACGAGGACAGACUGGACGGUGCCGGAAAUCUCGACUAUCCGGAUGGGGACCACGCGACUACGUCAUCGUUACACGAUCCGAAUGGUCCUGGCGAGGGUAGAACGAGCGAAAGGCGAAAAUGCGAAUCCGGGGAUGAGAAUCUGCCCGUGUCCAACGAGGACAUGCCCGACCACUACAUCUACGUAGCCUAUCCACCAGAGCUAAAGCGGCGAUUACUGGAGAGUGAUCCUCCUGCUUACAGCUGCUACAACAGAACCACUCGACUCUGAACCGACUCGAGGGAUAGGAGGAUAAGGGCAGAGAUUCGAUCGGGAACACGGCGAGCGGCUCGAUCGAUCACACACGUCGGUCCGAUCUACUUUCUUAUUUUUCGGCCCCCUAACCUUCGUGUUUUGUAUACCAACUCUGGGAAUAAACUGCAAGAUGUA
Messenger RNA from Dufourea novaeangliae, 1684 nucleotides. RefSeq lists its product as uncharacterized. The coding region runs from base 152 to 1525 and encodes 457 amino acids. The record is from RefSeq and is a predicted model, not a curated record. The transcript has 8 exons. NCBI's taxonomy places the organism in Eukaryota, Metazoa, Arthropoda, Insecta, Hymenoptera, Halictidae.